CGUUAGGUCACUCCCCCACAGAGGCGGGACCAGGAUCAGCUUUAGGAGGCGCCAGCUAAAUCCCAAGACCCGGGAGUAGGAAGAGCAGUGUGGAAGACAGUUCUCGGGCAGACUUGAGGAAACAUUCGUGUUUGAAUUUGACAUAAAAUGCCUUUCGGGCUGAACAGUGAUGCUCCCCAGAUAAACACGUUUUACUCGGGGCAGUACUGGCCCGCAACGCGCCUGGAUGUGAACAACAAUGGUGAUUACGCACAGAAAUCCAAGAGAGUUCAUCACGAUGCUCCCUACAAGUCGCACUCAGACACCCAGCGCCGUCGGAAGCGCACGACUUUCAGCAAGGCGCAGCUGAGCGAGCUGGAGAGGGCCUUCUCCGUCACACAGUACCCGGACAUUAAAAUGAAGGAGUCUCUUGCUUCCAUAACUGGACUUCCUGAGUCUAAAAUUCAGGUCUGGUUUCAAAAUCGACGCGCACGCUUUUUCAAAAGCAAGAAACCAGCCAGAGAAGUCCGCAAACACCCCACAGACGACCUGCAUCCACAGUUCAGCUACACUCCAACUCCCAGUUCUCCACUUCCCCUGCUGGCGCCUGUGUUCCCGCCUCCUCCUAGCCUACCGUCUCCAUCAGGACGCCCUAUUCCAGGUUUACCUCACUCCACCAGGCUUCAGGCUAUGUCUCUGCAGGCACCCACAUCCCCUGUCGCCGCAGACCAGGCUUCAUUCUGUACCCCACAUGGACCGGAUCUCCCAGACGUUUUGCUAGAACUCACUGAUAACUGCUGCGAUGUUUUCCCAUAUAGUGGGUUCAGUGAAUGGGAUUUGACUGAGGACUUUGAGCUUUUCCUCAAAGCACAGGGAUCUCAGCCUGUAGGCAGUCGCUGCGCUGUAGUCGGACACCCUGGACCCAAGGAGGGCGUCCAGAGUCAGCUGGACCACCAGUGCUUCUCCGGCACUGACGAGUUCAUGGGCGACCUGUCCGGUCUGUGUUUUCGGGACCUGUGUGACUUCAGUCUGUCGGAUGUGGACAUUUCUGCGGCAAUGGUUGAUUAUCUUUUGAGCUGACAGAUUAAAGCUCGCAGGAAGAAAGUUAGCUGUGUAUUCAAUACCACAUUGUGAACUAUAAUAGAGCAUAUAUGUUGAAGAAGGGAAUUUCUUAUUUGAGUAAAAUGUAUAGCAGUAGGCUACUAAUAUCCACAUAGUGCAGAGUAUUACAUAAGCAUAUAAAAUAAAACAGAACU
This is a messenger RNA of Monopterus albus (swamp eel), 1235 nucleotides long. RefSeq names its product cone-rod homeobox protein-like. Lineage: Eukaryota; Metazoa; Chordata; Actinopteri; Synbranchiformes; Synbranchidae. The coding region runs from base 148 to 1059 and encodes 303 amino acids. Gene Ontology annotation, biological process: regulation of transcription by RNA polymerase II. The transcript is spliced from 4 exons. The record is from RefSeq and is a predicted model, not a curated record. Gene Ontology annotation, molecular function: DNA-binding transcription factor activity, RNA polymerase II-specific; RNA polymerase II transcription regulatory region sequence-specific DNA binding.